Hibiscus syriacus is the source of this 1263-nucleotide messenger RNA. Its product is annotated as zinc finger protein 4-like. The record is from RefSeq and is a predicted model, not a curated record. Gene Ontology annotation, biological process: negative regulation of abscisic acid-activated signaling pathway. The coding region runs from base 383 to 1132 and encodes 249 amino acids. The transcript has 2 exons. NCBI's taxonomy places the organism in Eukaryota, Viridiplantae, Streptophyta, Magnoliopsida, Malvales, Malvaceae.
GUUUAUUUUUUUUCUUUUUGGAUUUGUGAAUUCUCUGACUUUGCUCCCUCAUACACCUCUGCUUUCCCAUAAUUGUACACCUCUUUUCCCUCUCUCUCCUUUCCAUCUCCUGCCUGGCAAUCUUAUCCCAUUUAUGUUCUUUUUCUUCUUGAACAAUCACAGUAUUAUCUGUGUAGAAAAUAGAAGAAUAAAAAAGCACCCACAGAUUACAGUGAUUUUGUCUCUUGAUACUUCAGCUCGUAACUUACAAAGUAUUAUAUCAUGCCAAGUAAGAAUCUUUUUCACAAUUGUCUCAUAGGUUUUGAAGAGCUAACUUAUUAGUAGUGUAGCAAUCGUACCAAAUCGAACUGAACGGGCACGGAACUUGCUGCUAUACCUGAGAAUGGCACCACUAAACCUCGGGUUAGAAUUCAAAAACGUCUCCGAAUCAAAUAGCCGAGUGGCUUCCAACAGAUCCGCUUCCCCGGAUCCCUCAAAGGAUACCGCAACCACUGCUUCAUGCCUCUCCAAUCCCGUCAAGGUUCAACCACAUUCGGGGUUUGUCUCCCUCAACCUGACCCUGCACUUCGGUGCCACUGAUACUGAGAUGAAGAGUGUCACGGGUGAGACUACGGCGACCGACACUUUGCCAGCCACAAUUGCGAGGAUUUUUUCUUGUAAUUACUGCAGGCGCAAGUUCUAUAGCUCACAAGCACUAGGUGGACACCAAAAUGCUCAUAAGAGGGAGAGGACAAUGGCAAAGCGCGUGAUGCGGAUGGGGAUAUUAUCCGAGAGGUAUACGAGCUUAGCAUCUCUGCCCCUUCACGGGUCGACAUUCCGAUCACUUGGGAUCAAAGCUCAUUCCGCUAUGCACCAAGGGAUCAUGCCAUCAUCCAAUAUGCCUAUAGAUACAGGAACUGGUGCACGGUUCGAUCAAGGGUAUUUUGGAAUCCCAAUAUACGUUGAAGAUGACGAUGUAGACUUGUUCUGGCCAGGGAGCUUCAGGCAGGUGAAUGAAGAUCAAAGAGUUGGCACUAACCAGGCAUUGGACUUGACUCAAAAUUCAACUCAAAGUUCGAAAAUAGGAUUUAUAGCAGUGGCAUCACCACCAACAACAGAUACAUCUGCACUCGAUCUUACUUUGAAGCUCUGAUAUUUUCUUUCAAGUUUCCUUUAGCAAUGGCUACUAGCUCCUAAGAUUAUUUUUGCUAGAUUUCUUUAAUUUAAUAAAACUCUUUGUAGCCUUAGUGUGCCAGUUUUUGCUGCUGAUCUGCAGAUUAUGGU